CGGGGACUGAAAAGCAACGAAUUUGCCGCCCGCUUCCGACUCAGCUUCAACUUCACCUUUACAUCACCCUCACAGCUGUAUCUCACGCACAGUUAUGCCUCUAUUUCCAAUGGGUACCGGCGUCGAAGAAGAUCUACAAACAAUCCACAAACAUGAUGCGGCGUCAACAACAAUAUCCGUGGCAACUAGAAUCAAGAACCGCCGCAAACGCUACCUAGACCUGCACCCAGAGUAUUUCUCUGCAGACCUCGAGCUUGCCGACCCGUUACUCUAUGACCGCCUCAUCCGACGAUUCCAGACCCCUGCGGAGCGAGAAUCCGAGGGCCGCGCGAAGGGGUUCUCGGGAAUACUACAGGCGGAUUUGCUGCGGUCGGAGGCAAAAAUGGAUGCGCUGAACCACCCCGACCCGCACGCGAUGUUUAGCUAUACGCGGGGUCCGAACGGCGAGAUUCUUGCGGAGGAUCGCGAUGAGAUACCGGGGAGUAAGGAGGAGGGGGAGGAGACAUGGAGGUGGGAGAUGACGAUGCGAUUUCUUCGAGGGGAGGAUGAAGAAUUUGACUACACGACUGUGGAUGGGAACGAGGAGUAUGAUGAUCUGACUGAGGAACUGGAUAAGUAUUUUGAUGAUGAGGAGCCUGAGUGGUUGGUCGAGGGGGAUGGCGAUGUGAAGGAGCGCUUACAAGGGGAGACUGGCAUCCAGGACUUUUGAUAGUGCUCGGCCUGCUGGUAAACAGCCGGCAAAGGCUUGAGUUGCUUUGGAGCCUCGUCCAACACUCGCCGACGCCCGCUGCCUGCAUAUUAAUCAGUUCAUUGAUAUGCGGACUUAUCCAAUCUGCUGAACGCAUCAUACGGUCUUCAUGCUCAGCGUCCUGCCUACGUCUCUCGAUGAGGCAUUUUGACGCCGUACUCUUUCAGAAAAGCCAGAUGCCGUCUCGGAGGCUAAAUGGUUCCUGUCGCCGCCAUCUCAAUGUGGAAAGAGACACGCUUAGCCGCAAGAAUCACGUAGGGACUGUGCCCUCCCACCACGCGCCAGUGUGACCUGGCCGUAUGAUUUAUGUCCUCGGCAUUGCGCCCUUCAGCACUGGUUUCGGCCAUCGCGUCGAUGUGUCCGAGAUGGCACAAACGCUAAUGAAUUCUCUUUUUACAUGUGGCAUUCAUAUUCAAGAUAUCCUGAACUCUAACAGCUAUGUCAUAUACGAUGAAUAUAUGCUAUGCUAAAUAGUUCCAGUGCAUGAUAUAUAGCUUCCAAUGCAAUGCUCAAUGCCCUCCAAGAAGCUUAACCGCCGUCUCUCUAAGCUUGAACUUCUGAAUCUUCCCACUCGCUGUCUUUGGGAACGAAUCAGUCGGCUCCAAAAAGAAGAUAUACUUGGGCACUACCAGCACAAUCAUA
Molecule: messenger RNA, 1390 nt
Organism: Aspergillus calidoustus
Lineage: Eukaryota; Fungi; Ascomycota; Eurotiomycetes; Eurotiales; Aspergillaceae
Source: the annotation of a GenBank genome assembly